Chironomus riparius is the source of this 3058-nucleotide messenger RNA. NCBI's taxonomy places the organism in Eukaryota, Metazoa, Arthropoda, Insecta, Diptera, Chironomidae. The record is from the annotation of a GenBank genome assembly.
GAGGAGGUUUUUUUUUAAAAAUACAAAUCGUCACCUCAAAAAGAGAGUAAGGAAGUAAGAAAAGACUAAAGAUUUAGGAAACUUAUUAGUAAUAAAUCUGAGAGACGUUGAGACGACGUUUGUGAGACGUUGACUAAAAAGAAGAGCAAUUAAAAGAACAUAAAAGGUUCUCCUCAGAGAUACAUACACAGCUGUAGUGUGCGGUCUUUCGGACAUGAUUUUAUUACCGGUCUGUUGAUCUAAUAAUUGAUUUUUAAAUGCUGAGUUAACAGAAAAAUAAAAGAAAAAUCAUAAAAAGAGUCGCUCGAGUGGAAAAAAGAAAUUGAAAGCUAUAAAUAAUUAUAUUAAUCUCUUCGGACCAUCUUGAGAUCAUCGACUGUGUGUGAAAUUUUCUUUCAAAACAAAAAAGAAGAAGAGAACCUUUUUUUUCUUUAUUUUAUCGAUUCCGCCACAUGAGAUCAUCAAUAAUAUUAAUGAAAAAUACCUAAAGGAAAGCUGAAAGAAGGAAACGAGAAGAUACCUGUUGAAAGAUUUCAGUUUGUACAUAAUUAAAAAGCUUCAUAUAAUAAAAAUUAAAAAAUUUAACAAAAAAAAGUAUGGAGCUGUGAAAGCAAUUUAUGAUGUGCAUAUAAAUGCGAUAUUGAUGUGCUAAUUGUGGAAACCUUAAAUCACACAACUGUUAUCAUGGACAACGGCUUUCUUCAACGUCCAACAAUGCUCCAUUUUGAGCACAUCAAGCAUAGCCCACAGUGUCAUGAGGCAUACACUUUUAUCAGGGAGGCAUCAUCUGUAUGGAAUUCAUCGUCAUCAGCUCAUGAUCUUUUUUACCAAUUGAACCUUAAGCCGACCGACGAACAAAUCAAUGACAUGCUACGUAAUGCAAAACUCUACACAACAAAUGCAAGAUUUUGCAAAGGAUUAUCGUUUGGGGAGUUUGCUGUGUUAGCUGCAGAUUAUCGGAAAUUUAGUCCAAAAAACAAUCACAAUGGAAAUCAUCCAUUCCAAAUCACCUCAUUAUCGCCGAAAAGUUCAUUACGGGUCAAGAAACAAAUAUUUACCGAUCAACAGCCACAGCGCUUACCUACGACGAAAGAAAAUACUGAAGAGUCAAAAGUUGAAGCACCAGAAGUAUUUUUGGGUGGUUCUUGUAAUCCAACAACAUGGAGAGCAGAUGUGGCUAUACCAGAACUAGAAAAACUUGAUAUUUCAUUCUUUAACCCGCAAGUAUCACAGUGGACACCAGAGCUAAUGCAAAUGGAGCAUCGAGCGAAACAAAAGGCUCGCAUUCUAUUCUUUGUAAUUGAUUCAGAGACACGAGCAUCUGCAGGGGCAAUAGAAGUAGCUCAUCUUUCCGGUCAAAAUCAGAAACCUUUAAUUCUAGUUUUACAUCCAUACAAGAGGAAUCAGAAAAUUUUUAAUGAACCUAUAUCCGAAGAAGAAUUCCUUGAUCUUUCUCGGAAUCAAAGAUUACUGAGGCAAUUAGUAACACGUCGUGGAAUUAGAGUACAUGACAAUAUCCUUAAAGGCUUACAAGUGAUAAAAGAUGUUUUAGGUGGCGAAGGACCUUACAAUAUUCCAAAAUCGUUGGGUUCUCGGUUGCUUUCCGUCCGUCGAUCAUUCGAUAGAGUAGUAACAAAUAACGAAAGUGGUCUUACAUUAAAACAAUGCAAUCAACAAUUAUUAUCGCUUGGCUACCGUCGAGAUCUCGUAUCAAGUGAGAAUUUAAAACGUAUUUUAAGCCUGGUACGAGAUGCGCUAAAUAAUCGUAACGAAUCAACACAAUUAAGCUCAACUGAAUCAUCAUCAUCAUUUUUAUCGCAUUCAUCGUCUGAGAUAUUGGAAAGUAAUAAUUCAGAGACACACAACAUCACAUUUGAAGAAUUCUGUGUAAUUUCCUCAUAUUUAUCUGUAUUACAACAAGAGAUAGAAGAGAAUACUUGUGUAUCGCCAAUUAAAGGGACUAAUUUACCACCACCGCCUAUCUAUCUUACAAAUACUCCAGAGGUUUUGAAUCACUACAGUAAACAGUGCUCGCAAACAGACGAGAAUAAUACAAUAGUUGGGAUCUGUCCGCAACAACAAAAUCAUCAGCAACGUCACUCGAUGUCAAAUAAAAGCUUUACAAUUGAAGCUAGCAGAAGUGAAACUGUCUUAAUGAUGUCCAAUUCAAAUGGUCCGAGAAGUGACAGUAGUCGUGACAGUGGAACGUCAUCACCACAGCCCAAUGAAAAUAAUAGAUUGUUGAAUGGUUGCAGUGGGAGUUCUCUAAACACAAAAAUGACGUGUACUUAUCGACGAACGGAUUCAACAAGAACUCAAAUUGAAGACGAGUUUAAUGACAUUGACAGUGAUUCAAAUGAUUCAGUCUUUAGUACGAGCAGUUCUCUUGACGAGGAUCUGAUGCAUGAAGUUAAGGACAUUUAUUUGGGCGGUAGCUGUAUGCUACGAUCAAAGUGGCGACGAGAAAUUGCAAUUCCAUAUUUAAAGUCAAAAAACAUUUCCUUCUUCCUUCCAACAAUUCACGAUAACUUAAUUAUGAAAGAUCCAAAAAGGGUGAAAAAGAAUACAAAUGGAGGCUAUAAGUUGGAAGAAAUUGGCGCUUGUGAGGAGUCACCAAUGUUCAAUCCACGUAUACUCGAUUCUAGUCGAGUUCUACUCUUUGUAAUUACGAAUGAGACGAGAAGUUUAGCUCCAAUGACAUUAGCUGCUCACUACAUUGGAUUGGCUUAUAAUGUUGUACUUUGUGUACAAAUGCUGCCUGAAAAUUGCACCAUUGGAAGUGAUAAGCUAACGUCUACAGCAAUUAAAGAUUACAAUCGUGGCCGUGCAUAUUUGAGAGACUUAGCUGAGCGUCAAAACAUACCUGUAUUUAGUGAGAUUAAAGAAGCGCUAGAUUGCGCUAUCGAUAAAGUUAAGCUGUCUAAACCUCGUUGUUCUGUUUAAGAAUUAACAUUUUUGCAUUUUUUGGAUGCGAGAAAUAUGAGAAAUUAACGAAAAUGGAGAUUUAGUUCCGAUUUUUCAACGGAGCAAUUUAAUUUUAAUUAAGAAUAAUGACACG